Molecule: messenger RNA, 4929 nt
Organism: Epinephelus fuscoguttatus (brown-marbled grouper)
Lineage: Eukaryota; Metazoa; Chordata; Actinopteri; Perciformes; Serranidae
Gene: dapp1
Product: dual adaptor of phosphotyrosine and 3-phosphoinositides
Exons: 9
Coding region: 95-850 (251 amino acids)
Source: RefSeq, a predicted model, not a curated record
CUCUUAAGGCGUGUCUGACUAAAAGUGACAGCUUUCACUUCAGUCUGCGCUUUCAGAGGACUUCCUCACUGCCACACUGAAUCCUGGUGGAGAGAUGAGUUUCUACAGUGAUGCAUCCACCGAGGACAUGAGCGACGAGUUGGAGUCUCUGGGGUGGUACCACUACGACCUGUCCCGCCAUGCUGCAGAGGCCCUUCUCUUGUCCAAUGGGACUGAUGGAAGUUAUCUCCUGAGAAACAGUAAUGAGGGACCAGGCUGCUUUGCUCUGUCUGUCAGGGCGAAGGAUUCUGUCAAGCAUUUUCAUGUGACACGCAGAAACAACGCUUAUGUGUUUGGGUUUAAUGAGUUUGCCACCCUUCAAGACUUCGUUAACCACUUUGCUAACCAGCCUCUGCUUGGCAGUGACGCAGGAACCCUCAUCGUGCUGAAGUGUCCAUACCCGUGGCGUGUGGAGGAGCCAUCCAUCUAUGAGUCAGUGCGAGUUCACACAGCCAUACAGACGGGACGCACAGAAAAUGAUCUGGUGCCAACUGCUCCAUCGCUGGGCACAAAGGAAGGCUAUCUGGUGAAACAAGGAGCAAUUGUGAAGAGCUGGAGACAGAGGUGGUUCACACUCAACAGAUAUGAACUCAAAUACUUCAAAGACAAUAUGUGUGAGGAGCCCAUUCGAACCCUGGAUCUAAGAGCCUGCUCUGCAGUCCAGUUUGACUACUCGCAGGACAGAGUCAACUGUUUCUGUCUGGUGUUUCCUGAGAGGACAUUUUAUCUGUGUGCAAAGACGGGUGUGGAAGCAGAUGAGUGGAUCAAGAUUCUGAGGUGGAAACUGUCACAGAUCAGCAAAGGUCGAUGACUGCUGCCGGUGGAGACUCCAGAGAUGGAAAGAAGUCCCACGUACAUGGAAGACGUCAUCGCAGCUGGAUGAACAAUGAUGAACAGCACGAUUUAAAAGUGAAGAGUAAACUCGAGCAUGACUAAAACUGGGACACAUUUCCCUCAGUGCACUGACUGAAGACUAACAACAUGGAAGUGACACCACUUUGCUUUUUAAUCGUCCAAAGAUGCUUUGUUUCUCAUAAGUUUCCUGUUAAUAGUUGCUGCUUUUCCCAGACGAUGUUUGUUACUACUAACAUCAAUUUAGGACAUUGCCGGCAUUAUUCUAUAAGUCUAAAACCAACAAUGAGUGUGUCUCAAAACGCAUACCUCUAUUAGUAUACUUCAAUGUAGUACACUAUGUACAUGAGGAACCUCUUGCGCGGUGCCCUAAUUUCAACAUUGCACACUGCUGUUUUGCAGUGACCAAAAGAGACAACAGAUUUUUUUUUCUUUUUUACCGCCUCUUCUUCUUCUUCAUCUUCUUUUUAAAGGGCGAGUAGCAAACAGACGGUGGAGUAUUAUCGCCAACAUAUGGGAGCUAUCUCUGCACACUUAUUACCAAACUUAUGCCACGACAUCAGUGCUAAUUAAAAAGUGCCGCUGUAGUUAGGAGUAUGUUAGGGUCCAUGUCAUUGGUUCGACAGCCCAUUGGUUCGACAUCCCAUUAGUCCGACUGUCCGCAGUGCUGAACGGCUCACGGCGGGCGUAUGGUGCACCACGACCAGCUUGAGGUGGAGCAGGCUCACGGCUUAUGUGUUUGUCACUUUCUUUUUCAUUUUAACCCACACCAUGAUCUUUUCCUGACCCUAACCAAGUGGUUUUUGUGCCUAAACCUAACCAGACCUUAACCACAGGGCAUCAUGAUGAUUUCGGAACAACGGGACUUCGGAACAAUGAGUUUAAUAUGGUCGGAACAAUGGGAUGUCGAACCAAUGGGCAGUUCCCGUAUGUUAGCUAGCUAGCUAGCUAGCUAGUGAAUGCCAACAUUAUCUAGCAGACUAAUGUUAGUACUCGAAUUUUUGUUCGCAGUAGCAAAUCAUUACAAAUCCAACAAACAUUACUGACCCACCUCUGUUUGACAACAGUAUUGCACUUAGUGUAAAAAACAUGUAUAGCUUACAUCUGUAUAACGCAGCGAUGUUCACUGUAGCCAGCUUAGGCUACUUGUUUUUCCAAGACACCAUGUCAAAAGAUGAGAAGUUCUGCUAUGUCACAAAGAUGUGUGUUGAGGAUGAGAAGUUUCCAUCAUUCCAUACUCAACUUUUGGAACGUUGUGAAUGCACCAGUAGUAUACUGCAUUUUCCCACACUAUGCAGCGUGAACACACUUAGCGCACUUGUGCACUCAAAUUAUUAAGUGUUUAGUACAGAAGUAUGCUAUUUGAGACACACAGAAUAUGUUAGUCUGUCCACUGGUUCCUGCUGCUGAGGAAACAGCUUACUGAUUUAUAGUUCACAGCAACAGUUAACCACUUUUAUUGUUUAGAGAGCGUUACUCAAACAGGAGGAAAUAAUGCAUUGUUUGGGCACUGUCUUUACACACUGUUCUUUAUUUACACCGAACAAAAAUAUAUACAGUUUCGUUUUCACUCUCAUUUUCGAGUUGAAAUAAAAAGAUCUAAGACUUUUUCCAUGCACACAAAAGACUGAUUUCUCACAUUUUGUGCACAAAUGCGUUAAAAUCCAUGUUAGUGAGCACUUCUCCUUUCCCAAGAUAGUCCCUUCCACCUGACAGGUGUGGCAUAUCAAGAUGUUGAUUAAACAGCAUCAAUUACUACACAGGCGUGCCUUGGGAUGGUCACAAUAAAAGGCCACUCUCGACUAAAGACAUUAAUUAGGCGCUCUGAACAAGGCUUUCACAUGACUAGGGCUACAGAUAUGCACUUUCUGGUCCAGCGGGAUACUUCUGAGAAAAGAACAUUUCUGCAAACUGCCAGAUGCCAUGGAAGGUGAACAGUUGCUCACUCAAGUCAAGGUCAAGGUCAAGACCCUGCAGAGGAUGAGGAGGAUGUAUGAGUUUCCCUGAGACAGUUUGAGUGCAAAUUCUUUGAUACAAACCAAUUGUGCAUCAGCUGGCUUUGGAUGGCUGCUCCCAGACCAUCUUACAGGUGAGGAUAUAGGAUAUGGAGGUCCUGAGCUGGUGUGGCUACAUGUGGUCUUUGGUUGUGAGGAUGGUUGGAUGUACUGCCAAAUUCAAGGAAACCUCAUUGGAGACAACUUAUGGGAGAGGAAAGAACAUUCAAUUCAUGGGCAGCAGCUCUGGUUGACACUCCUGCAGUCAGCAUGCCAAUUGUACACUCCCUUCAAACUUGUGACAUCUGUGUCAUUGUGUUGCGUGAUCACACUGCACAUUAUAGAGUGACCUUUUAUUGUGACCAUCCCAAGGUACAUCUGUGUAGUAAUGAUGCUGUUUAAUCAGCAUCUUGAUAUGCCACACCUGUGAAGUGAUGGAUUAUCUUGGAGAAAGACAAGUGCUCAUUAACAUGGAUUUAAACAAAUGUGUUACCAAAAUUUGAGAGGAAUGUAUCUGUUGAGUGCUUAAAAUCUUACACCUAAAAUUUAAACCUGUACAAAAUGAGAGCAAAAACAAAAGUCUUGGUUUUAAUUUUUGUUCAGUAUAUAUUAAGGACAGCAGGACAGUGUUUGUAGGAUGGACCUUUUACACAGCAGACAUUUUGACGUGUCAUAUUAGGAAAAGCAGGGAUGGAACUGAUAACAUUAACAAUGGUUUAGUUCCAAUAAGUGUCCUAGUAAGCUAUUCAGUGAGCCAGCAUGCACAAUACCAGGGCCUCACCUAAAUUGAAUGCAGCUAUUGUUAAUGUUAUUAUAUACACCUGUAAUUAUUCCUACCAUGACAUGGCAAAAUGACUACUGUGAAAAAGGUCUGGAGUCAAAAUAAACUAUUGUAUGUGUUAAUGGAAGAUUGCACCCAGUGCAGCAGUGUGAUUUCAUGAUGUGUGUAAGGAUGUGUUCACUGUAGAUUUUGGUCUGGUUUUGUUAACAAAAAACAGAACCAGUCACCUCUGCUCUGGGUGGUGAGUACUGCAUGAGAACUUGCUGAAGACUGAUGAAUGUAACCAAGUGUAGAAAAUGACUUUAAAUACAAACCUACCAACUGAAGCAUUCUAAUCAAAUGGUUCAUUUUGCAGUGACUCCUCUUAAACAAUAAUAAAUUAAUGUUAAUGGGGCAGCAACAAAGUCAACAUGCAACUAUAUUGCUACUCUGACAUUUCACUGUAAAAAUUCAAUUAAAAACUAGUGUAGGGAGGUCUUUAACAGCUCCUAGUGGCAGCAGGGGUUAACUGAAUUUGUCACCUUUGAUGUCAUCUCACUACAGUACACGUGAUCUUCUGUACCUCCGUCAGUUUUUUAUACAAGGGACCUAUCUUUACAACCCUGCUUACAAAUAAAUGCCAAAAAACAACAACAAAAAAAUCCUGACAAAUUUUUAUGCCAUAGCUGUGGCUGGAGGCAUUUUGUUUUCAGGUCGACGACGUCUGUCUGUCCAAUUCUUGUGAAAACCACAAUAUCACGAGCACGUUAAGGGAAAUUCUUUAAAUUUGGCACAAACAUCCAGGUAGAGUAAAGGAUGAACUGAUUAGAUGUUGUGAUCAGAGGUCAAGGUCACUGUGACCUUGCGUUUGUCCUAUUCUCAUGAAUGCAAUAGCCCAAGAACACCUCGAGGGAAUUUCUUCAAAUUUGGCGCAAACGUUUACUUGGACUCAACGAUGAACUGUUGUUGGUCAAAGGUCACUGUGAUCUUGCAUCUGUCUCAUUCUCAUGGAUGCGAUACCUCAAGAAAGUAUUGAGGGAAUUUAUUCAAAUUUGCCUCAAAUGCCCUCUUGUACUCAACAAUGAACUGACUAGAAUUUGGUAGUCAAAGGUCACUGUGACCCCACUAAACAUGUUUUUGGCCAAAUCUCAAGAAUUUACACAAAUUCUGACAAAAUUUCACACAAAUGUCGAAUAGGAUACAAUUAUGAAGUAAUGACAUUUUAUAUUCAAAAGGUCAUCAAAUGGAAAAAAUUUUGAGGGGAACCCUCCAACAAAGGAUGAC